Molecule: messenger RNA, 720 nt
Organism: Penicillium brevicompactum
Lineage: Eukaryota; Fungi; Ascomycota; Eurotiomycetes; Eurotiales; Aspergillaceae
Exons: 1
Coding region: 1-720 (239 amino acids)
Source: RefSeq, a predicted model, not a curated record
AUGUCCAAUGUCGCUAUCGGUAUGAUCAAGGAUACCCAAUCACAGAUCUUUGUCGAUUUCCCUGAUCGUGACUCUUUCGAGACCAUUGUGCAGACUCUUACACUUGGAAACCCCGACAAGACACGAGUAAGCAUUCACAUUGAAGGUACACGAGAACAUACUAGUGGAACGCAUGAAGUGUCACAUAAGUUUGACAUGGAUGUGAGAGAGGAGCUCUUUUUGCAUGGGUACCAAGAUCUUCUCGAUUUCGUCACCGACUAUCAGAAAACCCGCACUGGAAACCCCACAAAAGCCAUGCAGAAAAGGAUUCGAGCUUGGGAUCCAAACUUGAAUCUUACAGAGGCCAGCCGACAGGAGCGCCUGAAGUGGCGCCGGACAUACACCAUUAACUGGCUGUACGACAUGGUCAACGUUUACUCCUCAGUUGUGGUCCAACACCGGACAGAACAAAAACAGAAAAUUCCGCUCGAGCAGGUAAACUGGUCGCGGGACGGACCGUGGGGCAAGCACCGACGCUUAUUCGGCAUAAACGAAUUUGCUGGGAAUAUCACACAUCUGGCCAUGCAAAAGGCUGGAACGGACAUCCGGGCGAAAAUCUUGCCCCACCAUGUCUUCCAGUCACAAUGCAUGGUAGACUCUCUGGCUGUGUCUCGUGGUUGGUCGGUAGGCACCCUCAUCGGCCAUGUGGUAACCUCUCCUGCGUCGGACUUCAGGCCCUGA